GGAAACUAAAUGAUAUAUUAUACUACACUGAACAGGCUGUAAAAGUUACGGUAUAUAUGUACGUGUCAAAUUUACUUUCACUUCCUGAAACACAUCAGCUGACAUCAUGUCGGAAGGGAGAAACAACAACAAAAGUGACUUUAAAAAAGUAUGAACUGUAUUUGUCAUAUCGCACCUGUUGCAGGUGUGUUUAUCUUCAUAACCUGAGAUCUGAGAUCAGCUUUAUUCGUCUCUGAGUCAUCUGACCAUGGAGGUGCGGACCAACAGGAGAGGAGCGACUGAACGUUUUCUUCUGGGGCAGCACUUGAAGCUGAAUGACUUGAAACUGGAAGCUCGUUCCCGAAGUUUGGAAAUCCCUCAAUACUUCUUCAGAAAACUCCCGCCUUACCCCCGACCUGAGCUCCAGGUGUCACACCUGAAACACGACACGGAUCGAGGAGGGUUGCUCGGUAUAAAGCGUGACGGCGGCUUCAGGGGCGCAGACCGUCAGCAGUGGUGGAGUCUGGCGGUGAAACCUGAGGACAUCUCUGCAGCUGAGACGAGGCUCCUGGAGGAGACCUACCCGGACCGGACUGAGGAGCAGGCCCAGACGCAGCAGAGCUUCCUGGGGAGGUUUGCCACCUCCCCGGCCUUCCUGGAGACCUCCAGGCUGGGCUCGUACCGCUUCACCUUCCCCGUGGAGGAGGUGCUGGAGGCCUACAGCCAGCAGUUCUGCAGCGGAGCUCCGCCCAUCCUCCGGGUGUUCGAGACCGUCCUGUACAAACAGGAAGUGAUGUAUGUGGUGCUGGUUCACAGCCCGGCCAAUCAGGAGUUUCAGGAGCUUCCUUUGCUGAGUGACGACCCCACGGUCUGUGUUUACAAAGAUGGCCGCUUCAUCUGGAGCUGUCAGGCCAUGUGUGAGACACACAGUUACCAGUUGGUCCAGAGACCUGAUGAAAACCAGAUGGAGGUUCGGGAUCGGUCGGGGGAGAAACCCCAGUUUUACUUUUGGGAUCAUGUCGCCAUCGCCCUGCACGUGGAGGAAGGACAGGUUCUGAACUUUGACGAUCACAAACUGAGAGAGAACCUGAAGGUCUGCGGCCCAGGAGAACCUCUGAUCACCAACAGCUUCGACAGUUUCACGGAAGCUGAAGAGGUCGUUCAGCGCUUGUGGCCCGACUGUCCGGCGCCACAGGAGAACGACCACUUGCUCCGGGAGUUAUUCUCUCAUUGGCUGUAGCUUGAUGUCUGUCAGGUGGUCCAGGUGUUCUCUCACCCAUCUGAUCACGUGAUGUGAACUGAGCUCUGACGGACGAGUCAGCAACAGAAGAAGAAGAAAAUCAUCUCUGUACUGUUGAAUCAUGACGACAGCCUUGAUCACGUGCAGAGAAAACAGACGCUGAUUUGCAUUUAACAAAAAAAAAAUCAGAGGUGCUUUUAAAAACUUUUACUAUCGACUGUUUUUAAAGCAUGAAUGUAUUUCCGUGUUAUUUAUGUCAUACCUGCAGAAAUGUGUUGUAAAGAUGAGAAUAAGUGAUUUGAAUUGACUGCUCUGAUAAAAUGGACUUUC
Molecule: messenger RNA, 1549 nt
Organism: Seriola dumerili (greater amberjack)
Lineage: Eukaryota; Metazoa; Chordata; Actinopteri; Carangiformes; Carangidae
Exons: 4
Coding region: 248-1219 (323 amino acids)
Source: RefSeq, a predicted model, not a curated record